This is a messenger RNA of Gaeumannomyces tritici R3-111a-1, 1549 nucleotides long. RefSeq lists its product as hypothetical. The coding region runs from base 104 to 1102 and encodes 332 amino acids. The record is from RefSeq and is a predicted model, not a curated record. NCBI's taxonomy places the organism in Eukaryota, Fungi, Ascomycota, Sordariomycetes, Magnaporthales, Magnaporthaceae. The transcript is spliced from 3 exons.
AUUGCUAGGCGACAUCUCGGCCAAGAGCGCCAGCGCGUCCCAUCGUCUGCUCGUUGCAGGUCCAUGUCGCCCCAAGAACAUUCGGCACCCCUCCCCUGCCACCAUGCCCGCCACCUCGUCCUCGUCCUCGUCCUCCCCCGCGCUGCCGAACCCUGCCUCGCCCUCCGCACCAGGUCGUCCCAAGUCCCAGGACGACCGCCCGUCCGCUGUCAGCCCUCGCAUCUCGUGGUCCAAGCAGCAGAGGUUGCAGGAGAUCCUUGAGAUAGGCCAAGCGCGCGCCGAACGCACCCGCAGCUACACGUCCGAGCCGAGCCCGCGGCAUCAGGCCGACCCGGCCACCACCCCCCACCGCAUGGAGCCGCUCCUCAGCCGUGGCGGUGACGGCGCUAGUAGUGAAGACGAGGGCGGCGGCAGCAAGAGCAGGCGCGAGACGAGGAGGGCCCCGCUCAACUACCAGACUACCACCGCCGCAGGCGCGGCCGGCAUCGACGGCCGGCAAGACAGCAGAGGCGGGGGAGGCGGGGGAGGCGGGGGAGGCGGCAGCCAGGCCAGUUCGGUUUACCGGAGAUCCAACGCGGGCCGCGGCGAGAGGGGUUCGAGUCCACAGCCCCCGACAACCGCGAAUAGCAACAGCACGCACAACGGCACUGCUGGCAGCGGCGUGAUUGCGUGGUUGAAAAGUACUCUUUCUUCAUUUGGGUCCGUCGAGCUGGAAAACAAGGGCAGCGUUGCCCGAGAUCACCUGGCGCUAGAAAGGACGUUCCUGGCAUGGCUGCGCACGUCGGUGUCGUUCGCGUCCAUCGGCAUCGCCGUGACGCAGCUGUUCCGGCUGAGCACGUCGCUCAACAACGGCGGGUCGCCGACCGAGUCGCAGGAGCAGCUCCGCAAGCUGGGCAAGCCGCUCGGCGCCGCCUUCCUGUGCGUCAGUAUACUCAUCCUGUUCCUCGGGUACGCCCGCUUCGCCCGCGGCCAGAAGUGGAUCAUGGUCGGCAAGUUCCCCGCUAGCAGAGGGACCGUGAUGGUCGUCACCCUGCUUACGUUUGCCGCCAUGGUGGCGUCGCUGGCCAUCGUGCUCGCCUUUGCGCCAGGCGGCGUUGACUGACUGUUCCUGCUCCUUUAAACAUUUGCACUUUUGGCGUCUCGUGGACAAGGGGGUAUGGUAAAUAUGUGUCCAUUUUUACUGGUUCACGCGUUGGGUACUUCUAUUCUGUCUCCAUUCGGGAUUAUCUCGGCUGGGUCGGUAUGGUAUAUCGUGACACGGUUCAGUAAUGAGUAAUUAAAUCACGACCGAGGCAGCCUGAGCCUAGCCACGUCCAAGGUCGAGCUUCAACAUAUUUCAUAACAAUAGCAGCCCCGCAGCAUCAAUUGCAGCAGGCGCGAUAUUUCCAGGCGGAAGCCGAGGCACCAACACACCGAGGCUUUUAGUUACAGGCGACCUCGGUGGCUGUGGCUUUUAUUGGAGACAUCAGGCCAUGUCCGCUGGGAAGGAGCGUGUCGAAUGGCGGGCACGCUCUCUUGGAUGCCACUCUUGGAUGCCACUCUUGGAUGC